AUAUCACAACACCAAAAUAUCACUUCUACUCUCCUUACUGUUUUCAGCUAACAUCCCCAGAAGAAGAUGAAUAGGCCAGGAGACUGGAACUGCCUAUCGUGUAGCCACCUCAACUUCCAAAGAAGGGAUUCCUGCCAACGAUGCAGAGAGCCCAGACCGGGAAGCAUUACCGACUUAGUCAGCGGCUUUGCAAGCCGCCCGAUCAGCAACGCUUUUGCUUUCAACACCGGGCCUGAUGUGAGACCCGGUGAUUGGUACUGCAACCUUGGAAAUUGCGGGACUCACAAUUUUGCAAGCAGGUCCAGCUGUUUCAAGUGUGGUGCCGCAAAAGAUGAGUCUUCACGCUCGGCUGCCGCUCUAGCCACCGGGUUUAUGGACUUGAGUGAUGGUCCAAGACGUGGCCUUUUUGGAUUUGGUAGCAGUAGUGGUGGUGGCGGAGGCAUGGGCCGCUCUUCUUGGAAAUCUGGAGAUUGGAUUUGCCCCAGGUCAGGCUGCAAUGAACAUAACUUCGCAAGCAGGUCAGAGUGUUUCAGGUGCAACGCCCCAAAGGAACCUGCCACCAAUCCACCCUACUAGACCUAACUUUCUUCAUCAUCUUGAUCAACCUGCACUAGAAGAGAUAAAACUACUGAAGAAUGGAAGCAAGAUAACGACCCUGUUUGUCGUUAUUUGUGUUUUUCUUUCUCGAUUUGACUCGUUUCGUAUUUCGUAGGACCUUUGUCUGGUUAUGUUUAGACUAUAAGCUAAUAAGAAAAAUCGGAAGUUCUUUGUUCUGACUUCUGA
Molecule: messenger RNA, 783 nt
Organism: Brassica oleracea var. oleracea
Lineage: Eukaryota; Viridiplantae; Streptophyta; Magnoliopsida; Brassicales; Brassicaceae
Product: transcription initiation factor TFIID subunit 15-like
Exons: 4
Coding region: 67-576 (169 amino acids)
Cellular component (GO): cytoplasm
Molecular function (GO): mRNA binding
Source: RefSeq, a predicted model, not a curated record